Molecule: messenger RNA, 600 nt
Organism: Cynocephalus volans (Philippine flying lemur)
Lineage: Eukaryota; Metazoa; Chordata; Mammalia; Dermoptera; Cynocephalidae
Gene: PNOC
Product: prepronociceptin
Exons: 3
Coding region: 1-516 (171 amino acids)
Biological process (GO): sensory perception; neuropeptide signaling pathway; chemical synaptic transmission
Cellular component (GO): neuronal cell body; plasma membrane; axon terminus
Molecular function (GO): opioid receptor binding
Source: RefSeq, a predicted model, not a curated record
AUGAAGAGCCUGCUCUGCAGCCUGCUGCUGCUCAGCCUCCUCCCCAGUGUGGCCAGCAGUUGUCAGAGGGACUGUCUCACCUGCUGGGAGAAGCUCCGCCCAGCCCUGCCCAGCUUCAACCUGGAGGUGUGCAUCCUCGAGUGCGAGGAGAAGGUCUUCCCCAGCCCUCUCUGGACUCCGUGCACGCAGGUCAUGGCCAGGGACUCCUGGCAGCUCAGCCCCACUGAACCCGAGCACGUUCCGGCUGCUCUUCACCAGCCAGGAGCCUCCGAGAUGCAGCAUCUGAAGCGAAUUCCCCGAGUCAGGAGCCUGUUGCGGGUGCAGGAAGAGACGGAGCCCGGCGUGGAGGAGCAGAAGCAGCUGCAGAAGAGGUUCGGGGGCUUCACCGGGGCGCGGAAGUCGGCCCGGAAACUAGCCAACCAGAAGCGGUUCAGUGAGUUCAUGCGGCAGUACCUGGUCCUCAGCAUGCAGUCCAGCCAGCGCCGGCGCACCCUGCGGCAGAACGGUAAUGUGUAGCCGGAGGGGACCCCUCCCAGCGGCACCAGCACUGCAACCCAUGAGCGUCCGGGUGAUCCCCCAAACAGCAUGUGUCCAGCCCCA